Vollenhovia emeryi is the source of this 2845-nucleotide messenger RNA. Its product is annotated as RING finger and SPRY domain-containing protein 1-like. Lineage: Eukaryota; Metazoa; Arthropoda; Insecta; Hymenoptera; Formicidae. Gene Ontology annotation, cellular component: cytoplasm. Gene Ontology annotation, molecular function: protein binding; ubiquitin-protein transferase activity. The transcript is spliced from 12 exons. The record is from RefSeq and is a predicted model, not a curated record. Bases 322 to 1926 code for a protein of 534 amino acids.
UAGCGGCAACAUAACCUCCAAGCCCCGAGGUCCCCUUUCCUAAUCCGUCUCGUCGAUCGCGGUCGCGCCAAUCCGGCUGAUCCACCCUCAGGUCGGAGGAGGCAUGCGGUACGAUUAAUUCGCCAGCUGAGAGAUUUCUUUUUUUAUUAUGUCGAGGCUACGUGCGCGGAUAAGCAAAUGAAAAGGAUAUGACUUGUCAUGAUAUCGUCCUUUCGCCUAGUCAGAUGCGAGAUUUCAUGGUACGACUCAACUGUGAAUGUUCUGUAGAUGCAACCUAACGAACGAUAACCUCGCUAAAGGAGUCCUAAUAAACUAGUGGGAAUGGGCAAUUGUUUGUGUAAGGAUACUCCAGGCAUAUACGACAUUGAGACAUACGGCAGCAAUCAUGCAGAAGCUCAGAGUACCAUAAUACCAGAGCCGAGUAUAAGCAUAGUUUCGUGUAGCGACUCGGCGUCCCCUUCCUUUAAAUUUCCCACUUCAGCUAACAUUGACAAGCUCGUGCUGGAGACACUGGGCAGUCUCGACACUCUGGUAGAUAAUGAUCACGAGCCACCGCCAGCAAUGCUCAAGUUGAAUGCCAUUGCUGACAAGGAAGAUGGCUGGAUACAAGUAGUCAGUUCUAUGGUCAACGUUAUUCCAAUGAAUAAUCCGUUGGGCCCUUCGGUUAUAAUAUUAUUACUGGAUGAUUGCCCUUUACCUUCAAAGGAUUCUGUGCUACGAUUAUCAGACAUGUUUCAAUUGCCUCAAAAACUUGGACAGAUACAAAUUACAACUACACAGCAGCGCAAUAUAUGUGUAGUACUUGGCUGUAUCGCAGAGAAGCUUGCUGGUCCUAGUAGUAUUGCAAUAUUAUCUGACGCUACUUUAGAUUAUCUAGUUUCGAAUCUACGCAAAGAAGUUGAGCCUUAUGUAAUGUUAUAUUCUUUGAUAGCACUAGAGAAGUUUGCGCAGACAAGUGAGAAUAAAGUAACUAUUAAGAAACGCCUUAUGGCGGAAAGACAAAAUCCAUUACUGGAAUUGGAAAAGUGGGCCACGGAGACGCAUUAUGUACGUCGGCAAGUUGGUUUCUGUGCACAGUGGUGUUUAGAUAACUUAUUCUUAAUGGAAGGUAGAAAAUAUUCCCACAACUCCGUCGAUGUGACGGGUAUUAAUGUAAUGUUAAAUACGAAAGAUGUAAGCGAGUACCUGAAAAUAUCACCUAAUGGUUUGGAGGCACGAUGUGAUGCAUAUUCCUUUGAAAGUGUACGAUGUACAUUUCAAGUAGAUUCAGGAAUAUGGUAUUAUGAAACAUUGAUAAUAACUACGGGAGUUAUGCAGAUCGGCUGGGCCACAAAGGACAGCACGUUUCUAAAUCAUGAGGGAUAUGGUAUAGGGGACGAUGAAUUUUCUUUGGCCUACGAUGGCUGUCGCAGACUGAUUUGGUAUAACGCGCGGAGUGAAAAGUUUCACGACAGACCAUGUUGGAAAUCUGGCGAUAUCUUGGGUUGCUUAUUGGAUUUAAACAAAUUGGAGAUAAUAUUCUCGAUUAAUGGUGUACCACUUAAACCGUGCAUUCAAGUAUUUAAGACAGUAAGGUCUGGAUUCUUUGCAGCGGCUAGUUUCAUGUCAUUCCAACAAUGUCUAUUUAAUUUUGGACAUGUACCUUUCAAAUAUCCGCCCACUGAUCGAGAAUUUCAAAAGUUUAAUGACUACGCUACAUUGAAAGCAGAAGACAAGAUCAUACUUCCUAGGCACAUAUACCUAGACCAAUUACGAAGGCUUAGUGUCAGGGAGGAUUCCUGUACGUUAUGUUUCGAUCAGAGGGCAUCGGUGAGGUUACUGCCAUGCAACCAUAGAGGAUUUUGCCAAAGGUGUUCAAAACAGUUGAUUGAAUGCCCCAUGUGUAGGGCUACCAUUGAAGAAGUAGCAUGCUCAGAUAACAUAUGACAUCGAUCAUCUCAUAUCAAUCUUAACAAUUUCUUUCAUUUCCUUCAUGUCAUGCAAUUUUUAUGGAAAUAUCACGAGAUAAUCAUCAUUAUAGAUAGUUAUUUACGCCGUGUAUUGUAUACAGUUAUCACGUGUCACAUAGUAUUUUUCUCGAUGCAAUACGGUGCAUUAAUAAAUAGAAGAAACUGCAAAUUAAUUAAUGUAGAAACAAGAAUUCCGUGAUAGUACGUUGCAAAGAUUUGAAUAAGUUUCUAUUUUAAAAAAAUCAAAUGUUUUACCAAGACAAAACAUUCUCCUUUUCCAUACUUGUCUAUACUUUUUCUACUCUAUAGCUUUACAGUAAGAUACUUUAUGGUUUAAAUAAUAUCCUCAUUAAAGUGAUUAAAGUGAGGUAUAAAUGACUAUAUCAUAAAUUAAUACGAUUAAUGAAAUAGAUGCGAGAGAAAGUUGUAAGGAAUAGAUUGGAGAAAAUGAUUAAUCCGAGAAGAGCUCAAGUUCCACAUGAAAACACGUGUUUCGUGUAAACACUUUUGAGAUAAGUAUUACGUAUUUGUUAUCAUAAGAAAUGUAAUAGUGAAAACUUGGUACAAGCCCUGGUCUUCUUGAUAUCAAAUACAAUGAUUGCUCUAUCGAUUGUGUAUAGAUUUCUCGCUUUGAAACUUGUGACUGAAUCAUCAAAUUCGAAAGGUUCUUUAAUCGUUAACUCGAUAAUGUAUUUCCUCUAUUAGCAAAAGUUGAGAUUAUAUCUUGAAGCUGUUUAAAUUCUUAACAAGUUGCGUAAGUGAACAUUUACAACUAGUGAUCUAAUGUAAGUUUAUUUUUAAGGAAUUGUGAAAUACUUGAUAGUAUACAUUAUAUCAAAAGUACAUACACCACAUUCACACACAUACAUACACAUAUAUUAUAUUCUUGGGAAGAU